Molecule: messenger RNA, 5461 nt
Organism: Dermatophagoides pteronyssinus (European house dust mite)
Lineage: Eukaryota; Metazoa; Arthropoda; Arachnida; Sarcoptiformes; Pyroglyphidae
Gene: larp
Product: La related protein
Biological process (GO): mRNA stabilization; positive regulation of translation
Cellular component (GO): cytosol; cytoplasmic stress granule
Molecular function (GO): RNA cap binding
Source: RefSeq, a predicted model, not a curated record
AAUUUUCCUCGAUAUUGGUGUGUGUGAUUUUGCUCGAUCGAUCAAAAGUGUUUGUUGGUGUGUUUGUGUGUGUGUUGUCGAUUUAAUUUGAUUGGAAAAGAAUUUGAAUGGAUAUUAUAAUGAAGUUAACUGAAGACGACGAUUAUAACAAAAUGCCAGCCCCGGUAGCGACAACUACGAAUAGUAACCAUAAUGCCAGCAAUUUAACAACAAAUCCUGUUACAACCACCAGCAUAACAAUCAAAAAUAAUGCCAAUAAACAAGCAACAACAUCAAUAGAUUGUAUAAUAAAUCAUGGCCAAAAUAAUAUCAAUUUGGCUAACGGUGAUAUGUCAUCAUCAUCAUCAUCAAUGAAAUCCACUGAGCUAUCAUCCAAUAUCAAAUCAACACUGGAUUAUCCGAAGCUGACCAAUGAAAAAUCGACCACGACAACAACUGCCAUCAAUAACAACAUCACCGAUAGCAACAAAUUAGAUAACGAUUGUUUAGAUAACAAUAAAGCUCAGACAUCAUCGUCAUCAACACCGAUCGUAGCCAAUGAUAAUGUAAUUAUCCAAAACGGUAAUGGUACAUCAUCACCAUCGUUAUUGGAUCAUCAUAACACUCAUCUGACACAGCCGCAAUCGCAAGUGAACUCUGUUGUUCCGAAUGCUUGGAUUAAUUCACCUGGAAAACUUGUGGCUAAAUCAAAUAAUCAAACAGCUCCAACACCAUCUUUAUUACCACCAUUACAAUUAUCAACAUCGUCAGCCAACAAUAGCCAUACAACUAAUACUAAAACUUUGUCAAAUAAUACGCAUAACAACGGUAACAAUAAAAACGUUAUUCCAUCAUCAUCAACAACAACAACAAUAUCAUCAUCAGUGAUGCCUAUUUCUUCCACAAGUACCAACACAAUUGUCGGUACAACAAUAUCAACAAAUACAACGGCGACAACAUCAUCAUCAUCAACAUCAACGAUAAAUAAUAAGAAAUGGUCAUCGAAAAAUGGAACAAAUUCUGCAUCUAAUUCUGUCAUCAGUAAUAACAGUAGUAGCUGUACACAAAAUGCUUCAAGUAAUCAGAAAGAUGAAUACAAUUUAAAUUAUAGUGAAGAUUGGCCUUCAUUAAACGAAGUUAACGAGCUUUCAUUGAAUUCUAAACGUAACUCUGCCGGUGAAACGAUGGUUAUCAACAAUACCAAUCCAAAUAACACUGAAGUUCUAUCUUCUUCAUCGUCAUCAUUUUCAACACCAUCAUCACCGAAUAUAAUUGCUCAAAAUUGUGAAUCCAAAGGAUUGAAUAAAACCUCAUCUGUUUCGACGUCAUCUUCACAAUCAGCAAACACCUUUAAUAGUAAUGAUAACAAAAAAUUAAGCAAUGAUUCAUCUUUACCAAAUGGUAUUAGCGUUGUCCAAUCUUCGUCGAUUCAAGAUGAUUCUAAUGACGAUGGUUCAACUACAUCUUCAAAAGACGCAAAUUUAAAUUCAUCUGGUCAAGGCUUAGACAGUGGAACGUCGGGUUCCAAUAAAAAUAAAAAGAAAGGACAAAAGAAAUGGGUGCCAUUAGAUGGUAUCAUUGGUGCACCACCGGCCAAAUUACGUGGUAAAAUUGUCAAUAAAACCAAUGAUUAUUAUUCUGUCGGUGAUUAUAACGGAAUGAAUGGAUAUGCUGAUCAUGAAUAUAAAUCCGGUGCUGUCGGUGGUGGUAACCGUUAUGGAGGCAAUGGUAAUUUAUCUCGCAAUCGAUCUCAACGACGAGGUGAACGUGGAACUGGCAAUGGUGGUACCGGCAAUCGUGGCGCUGGAAAUGCUUCAGGUUCGAAUGUAAUCCAUAACAAUGAUGACAAUCAUCGUGUUGCUGCUGCAAGUGCUAAUGGUGGUAAAAUCGGUUCGUCAAAUUUUCCACAUUCAUCCUCAACAUCUAGUUCGAAUGGCACCAGUAAUAGCAAUAUAAAUAAAUCAAAUGCUCAAUCAGAAACAAGUGAUUCAUCAUCGUCAUCUUCUAAUCCGAAUGCGAACACAAAUAAUAAUGUAAACAAUCAUCACAAUAAUAACAAUAAGAAAAAGAAUCCAUUAUCUGGAAACGGACAUUCUACGGUGAAUAAUCCUAGCGAUUUACAUCAUCCAUUUUCUCAUCAUCAUUCGCAUCCACCCCAACAGUCGCAUCAGCAUCAACACCAGCAACAUCAUCAUCACCCAAUGAAUGUUCAACAACAGCCUCCAUUGCCAAUAUAUCCACGACGUAAUACAAAUGGUGGUAUGCGUGGAAGAGCACGUGGUGCUGGAUUAAUUGGUGGUGGCCGUAAUCUUAAUCGAAGUCGUUCGCAAUUAUCUAAUGAAUCUACUGUUCCAGUUGUUAAUCCGACUACAGUCAUCGUUCCGCAACAAACAAGUGCAAAUGUUGGUGCAAUUUCUGGAACUGUUGUCACUGCAGCGAUGCCACCACCACCACAGCCAUCUGUGGUUACUAAUACGGUUGCUCCCGUUGGUACUGGUGUUACAGCUCCAAACAUUCAUCCGGAUGAAUAUGCUGCUGCUUAUCCUCAAUAUACUGCUUAUGAUUUUCCCGCACAAAAUAUACGACCGGAUUUGAAUUUACCUCUUUCGGCUGGAUUGCCACCGGCACCAACACCAACGGCGGCUUUUUUGCCUGCCUCAUAUUAUUACAAUACUCCUUUUGUUUAUGGACCUGAUGGUAUCAAAGAAAUGUUGCGUUCACAAAUUGAAUAUUAUUUUUCGGAAGAAAAUCUUCAACGAGAUUUUUUUCUCCGACGUAAAAUGGAUGAGCAGGGAUAUUUGCCAAUUUCUUUAAUUGCUUCAUUCCAUCGUGUUCAAGCAUUGACACAAGAUGUUACUUUGGUCGUUGAAGCAUUAUCUAAUUCAACGGCUGUCGAAGUUGCCGAUGGUAUCAAAGUGAGAACACGCAAUGAUCCACUGAAAUGGCCAAUUUCGGAUAAUCUUAGCGCUGCGGCUGCAACUGCUAUUCAUCCAGCCAUGGUAAUGGCAACAGCUACUUCAGUUAUGCAAUCACAUCAACAAAGUCCAGCAAAUAUUGCUUAUCAACCGAAUGAUGAGAUCACAAAUAGCAAUAGUGAUUUCAGUAUUGUAAAUAGCAGUGAUGAUUCGACAAAAAACCCAGAUGCUUCGAUAAAGGAUACUGUUGCUAAUGAUAAUCAAUCAACAAGUGAUGUUAAUUCUAUUCAUGUAACAAAUAUUGCUCAAUCACAACAGAAAACAAACUGUUCUUCCACAGCCACGGACACAAUAUUGAAUGAUGAUGAAAUCCAACAUGGAAAACAAGUGAUCACUAAUCAAUCUCAGAUUCAUUUGGCCGAGUCGACCCACUCUACCGCUAUGGAUGGUUCUGAUGGCCCGACGACUACAUCAAUCUCUGACAAUAACACCGAUUCUCGAUCACCAUCCUCUGAUAUGCAACCUUCAGUUGUCGAGACAGUCAAUUGUGAUAAAUCUGAACAAGUGAACAAUGGUGAUGCCAAAAGCAGUUCAAUCGAUUUGCCAAAUCGUGAACCAGCUUUUAAUAGCGUUCUAAAUGCUAACAACAAUAGUGAUAAUGCUAAUGUGAAUGCCACAACAACUGCAUCGGCGAUAAAUGAAUCUGAAGAUUGGAAACCAGUACGUUCGAAAAAGAACAAAUCUCGUGCCAAUAAAUUGAAUGAAAAUUCAUCUCAUCAAUCAUCUUUGAAUUUUAAACCAACCAAUCGAUCAGCAGCCAAAGAAGAUUUACCAUUUUUAUUGGAUGAGGAUGUCAAUGAUUGUGAUGAUUUACAACUAGCUGGUCGUCGUAAAUCAUACAUUGACUACUCUGAUUAUGAUGAUUAUGAUGAAAUUAGUGAUCAAGAUUUGAAAAAAAUCAUAUUGGUGACGCAAAGCCGUAAAGGCAGUCAUUUGAAUGAUCGAACUGGUGAUUGGACGACUCGGGUCAAGAUGACUCAAGAGAUGGCAAAGAUUAUCGAUGAUGGUUUAUUCUAUUAUGAACAAAAUUUAAUGCUGAAUCAACAAGGUGCUAGUGCUAAGCAGCAUAAAACAUUGGGAUACAUUUCUCGUAAAGAUUUUGAACUUUAUUCUGGAUCUCCUAAAGAUAAAAAGGAAAAUUCUUAUUCAACUCCACCUCCACCACCUCCUACACUGAAUGAUGAUAUCGAAUUGGACGAAGUAUAUACAACCACUGGAGAUCAUACAUUAUCGGCAGAAGAGCUUCAACAAUCAGCCAGAUCGUUGCAACGGAAAUCUCCAAAUCCUCGUUUCUAUCUAGCCCCAGAGCCUCAUGAACUUCCAGCCGGUACACCACGCAAACAAAAAACUAGACAUUCUAGUGAUCCACCGAUUGAACCACAUGUUGGUUGGUUAUUGGAUGUUCGUGAUUAUGACACUGCUUCGAUGAAUAAUGAUGCCACAGUAGGCACGAAUAAUAAAAAUGAAAAAGUCGUCACCACUUCAAAUGUAACGAACAUUAAAUCCCAAUCAACAAACACUGGUUCAGUGUCAACUAGUCUUGGUUCCACUCCUCAAUCACUGCCAAAGUUUGAACAUCCAUCUCAUGCCUUGCUGAAUGAGAAGGGAUUCACUCAAUUUAUCUAUCAUAAAUAUCGUCAAAGGUGUAUCAAAGAACGAAAACAACUUGGCAUUGGUCAGAGUCAAGAAAUGUUUACAUUAUAUCGAUUUUGGUCAUUCUUUUUGCGAGAUUUUUUCAAUCGCAGCAUGUAUGACGAAUUUAGACGAUUAGCAAAUGAAGAUGGACAAAUGGGCUUUCGUUAUGGUUUGGAAUGUUUAUUCAGAUUCUAUUCUUAUGGUUUGGAGAAACAUUUCCGAUUAGAUUUGUUCAAUGAUUUUCAAACAGAAACAAUCAAGGAUGUCAAUGCUGGUGAAUUAUACGGGUUGGAAAAAUUUUGGGCAUUCCGUCAAUAUUAUAAAAAUUGGUGUUCAAUCGUAUCUCAUGUGGAUCCAUUCCUGCUUAAAAAACUUGACGAAUUCAAAUGUGUAGACGACUUUAGAUUAGAUGCCGAAACGAUAGCUCAUCGUGAAGCACAAAAUCGAAAAAAGCGAGAAGAAUAUUUGAAAAACUUUCAACAUGAGCAGCAACAAAAUUUUUCGAUGAAGAAAAAAUGUGAUGGCAAUACAAAUGUUUUGUUGGAUAAAAAUUCGAAUAGAAGGCCUCAGAAUACAGUGAUUGGUGAUGAAAAUAAGCAUCAAUUUUCAAAACAAGAUAAUAGAACACAGUCAUCUAAAAGUAAUAAUGGAUCAAACAAACCAAGCAAAGAUGCCAAACAGCCAAUGCGACAAUCGAAUAAUUUGCAAGCGAAUAAUAUCAAAUCGGUACCAACGAUACCACAUGCAGCGCCAGUGAAUUCACCGACAUCAUUCGCUGCAAUUGUUGCUUCAAAGCCAAAAAAGAUAAUAGAAACUGGAACGACAGCUGCAAUUUCAAAUAAUGAAAAUUCGUCUACAAAAUGAACAUAAUC